ACUGGUUAUUUCGCGCCAUUUUUUUUUCUUCAGAACCUAGCGUACAAGACAAUAACGAAUAUGCAGUUUCUUACAGGAGUUUGUUUGGUUCUAGCGCUAGCAUCGCUCUCAUCGUGUCAAAGUCAAGACGCAAUAGUUAGGAAUGACUUCGAAGGACCUAAUCCAGAUGGAUCUUACAAAUGGGCAAUACAGACAGAGGGUGGUGUCUUCCACGAGCAACGCGGCGGCUUAGAACCAAGCUCCAGUGGCGAGCCAGCGCUCGUCGUCGAAGGACAGUACCAGUACGUUGCACCGGAUGGGCAAACGAUAAACGUCCUUUACAAAGCGGACGAGAACGGCUUCCAACCUACCGGCGAUCAUCUGCCCACCCCGCCACCAAUACCUCCAGCAAUCGCUCGCGCGCUCGCCUAUCUAGCCACCAAACCACCGCCAACGGAUUCUGAUUAUUAAAUUACCUCACGUGUUCUAUGUUACUUAACAUGGAUCCCGUGCAUUUCCAGCAAUUCCAUGUUAUGCCGUCGUCCAUCUCACACACUCGGCAGUAAGUUUCCGCCUAAAAUCUGAAGUGUAAAGAGUGGGAGCCUGGAGUUCUGGCCCAACAUCCGUCCAAAACAAUUAUUGAGAAAUAAUUAAUACUCGAGCAAAUUAAAAGGCGCGUGAUGCGAAUGAAGCGUCUCACGUGAUAUUGUGUUUUGAUUUGGUCGAGUAUUACGGACAGAGA
Hyposmocoma kahamanoa is the source of this 721-nucleotide messenger RNA. RefSeq names its product endocuticle structural glycoprotein ABD-4-like. Gene Ontology annotation, molecular function: structural constituent of chitin-based larval cuticle. The coding region runs from base 61 to 450 and encodes 129 amino acids. The transcript has 4 exons. The record is from RefSeq and is a predicted model, not a curated record. NCBI's taxonomy places the organism in Eukaryota, Metazoa, Arthropoda, Insecta, Lepidoptera, Cosmopterigidae. Gene Ontology annotation, cellular component: chitin-based extracellular matrix.